AUGACAGCGCAAGUCCCCGAGGCCCAGCCUGUUCCGGAGGUUGAUAUUCUCUUCCUUGGCAGCCCCGGCGUGGGCAAAGCCACCUUCCUGUCACAGCUGGAACACAUCCGCGACGGCAAGCUCGAUCUGUCUGCGCCUAGGACACGAGUGUUCGCCCCAGUUGGGCCGGUGACCUUCGACGUCACCUUGUUUCGGCGUCCGUACAAGUUCCGAAUCCACGCCUCGACGUCGCCGCUCUUCAUCGACCCGUUCCCGCCUGAACCGGCCUUUGCCAUCAUAGCCUUCUCGAUUUCUUCCCGCGAGUCUCUGCACAAUGCACAGCAUUACUGGCGCAAGCAGCUGUCCUUGCACUACCAUGACGUGGAGCAGGGCAUGCCAGUCAUGCUGCUGGGUCUCAAGCGAGACGAGCGCACCGAGGAGAAGCGUGAGGAUGGGUCUUACGAAUGUGUCAUGCCGCAAGAAGGCCUGCGCGCCGCCCAGGAGAUGCACUGUGAUCGGUAUGCAGAGUGCAGUGCGUUGACGGGCGAGCUGAUGUGGGAAGUCUUGGAGGACAUCACCCGGACUGCAGCGAGAACGACGACGGAGAGUGGUGGCUUGAGUCAGGCCAACAGUUGCUCUAUAAUGUGA
Cladophialophora psammophila CBS 110553 is the source of this 627-nucleotide messenger RNA. RefSeq lists its product as uncharacterized. The record is from RefSeq and is a predicted model, not a curated record. Gene Ontology annotation, molecular function: GTP binding; GTPase activity. Gene Ontology annotation, biological process: small GTPase-mediated signal transduction. The coding region runs from base 1 to 627 and encodes 208 amino acids. NCBI's taxonomy places the organism in Eukaryota, Fungi, Ascomycota, Eurotiomycetes, Chaetothyriales, Herpotrichiellaceae. The transcript has 2 exons.